This is a messenger RNA of Sander lucioperca (pikeperch), 2583 nucleotides long. RefSeq names its product Ran GTPase activating protein 1b (gene rangap1b). Gene Ontology annotation, molecular function: GTPase activator activity; small GTPase binding. The transcript has 16 exons. The record is from RefSeq and is a predicted model, not a curated record. Gene Ontology annotation, biological process: nucleocytoplasmic transport; activation of GTPase activity; signal transduction. Gene Ontology annotation, cellular component: perinuclear region of cytoplasm; cytosol; nucleus. The coding region runs from base 24 to 1874 and encodes 616 amino acids. NCBI's taxonomy places the organism in Eukaryota, Metazoa, Chordata, Actinopteri, Perciformes, Percidae.
AAACCGGGGCAACGUGACGUCACAUGGUUGAGCAACCGGCGCGCUGCACGGAAGAGCGGCGUGCGUGUUGUUGUGUGUUCCCUAUCGUUUCCCUUGAAAAUUACUCUUUGUGGAACAUAGUCAUUAUGGCCUCAGAUGACAUUGCUCAGCUGGCUGAUGCUCUUUCCAAGACCCACGUCGGGGAUGGAGAGUUAAGCUAUAAAGGCCUGGGACUGAAGUUGGACAACGCAGAAUCAGUGGAGGAGCUGGUCUGUGAGAUAGAGCAGUACCAUGGUCUGAGAGCUUUGCGCCUGGAGGGGAACACUGUGGGAGUGGAUGCAGCCCGGGCCAUUGCCAAAGCUCUGGAGAGCAAAGACCAGCUCCAGAGAUGCUAUUGGAGCGACAUGUUCACCGGAAGGUUGCGCUCUGAAAUCCCAACUGCCCUGAGGUCUCUGGGCAGUGCAUUAAUGAGUGCAGGGGCCAGGCUAACCGAGCUGGACCUGAGCGAUAAUGCCUUUGGGCCAGAUGGCGUGAAGGGAAUCGAGCAGCUGCUGAAGAGCCCUUCCUGCCACACCUUAAGGGAGCUGAGGCUCAACAAUUGUGGCAUGGGGAUCGGAGGAGGAAAGAUCCUGGCUGAAGCUCUGAUUGAGUGCCACAGACAGUCAUUAGCGCACGGAGCUCCACUCAAACUGAGAGUGUUCAUCGCAGGGAGGAACCGCCUGGAAAAUGAAGGAGCCAGUGCCCUGGCUAAAGCCUUUCAGGUGAUAGGCAGCCUGGAAGAAGUCCACAUGCCCCAGAAUGGUAUUAACUACGCAGGGGUGAUGGCGUUGGCUUCAGCCAUGCGACACAACCCUGAGCUCCGCCUUCUCAACCUUAACGACAAUACCUUCACCAAGAGGGGCACGUUGGCAAUGGCACAGGCUCUGAGGCACCUGAGGAACGUUCAGGUGAUCAACUUUGGUGACUGUCUGGUCCGCUCUGAAGGAGCCAUCGCCCUCGCUGCUGUCCUCAGAGAGGGACUGCCAAUCCUCAAGGAGCUCAAUCUGUCAUUUGGGGAGAUCACUGAGGCAGCAGCUCUGGUGGUGGCUCAGGCCGUCACAGACAAACCUCACAUGGAGAAAGUGGACCUGAACGGGAACUGUCUGGGAGAGGAGGGCUGCGAGGCUUUGAGGGAAGCUAUGGAAAACAUGGACAAAGGAGACAUGCUGGCAUCACUCAGUGAUGAUGAGGGAGAACCUGAUGACGAGGGUGAGGAAGAUGAGGAUGACCAUGAAAACGAUGAUGAUUAUGAUGAUGAUGAUGCCAGUGACGACUGUAAUGAAGACAACGAGGAGGCCGGUGAAAUUGUGAAGGAAAAUGGAAUAACAAGAAAAGACGACAGUCCUGCAAAACCUCAGAGCCCACCAGAGAUCACAUCUUUCCUCAGCUGCCCCUCUGCAGAGAAGCUCCUUCAGCUGGGAGAGAUGAGGACAGACCUGCAGCAAACAGUGGAUGCUUCUGACCCACACAAGGCCGCUGAUGUCCUUCUGAAAAUCGCUUCUCUGUACAGCGAGGAACCAGAGACCAAAAGCGCUGUGUUUGAAACUAUUGACGCUGUGUUGAAGAAGCUCCUCUCUGGCUCUGCCCUGCAGUCAUACUGCUUCCUCUCCACGCUGCUGGUCACGAUGGGAAUCCUCAAGGGAGAGGGGAAGGUGAAAAAGGUGUCACUGGUCCCAGGUCAGCUGUUGUGUUUGGAGCACGCUGUCCAGCAGGAGUACUUCCCCCAGCACCACGCCUCGCUGCUUUACACCUUCAUGUCCAAGAAGAGUGAAGCUCUGGAGUCCUGCAGCAGCGCCAGCGAGAACCUGAGCUCCACUCUGGAGAAGAAGUGCCACGGCCAACGCUUAUCCCACUGAUCAACCACUGCCAGUACCAAAUACUGGGACACAGACGCACACUGUACUGACUUUAAUGUCUUCACCAACAAGGGGAACUUUACACUUGAACAAGGGACUCGGACAACCACUUAAUGUAUCUCCAUUCCCGAUUUGUAUAUUUUAUGAAGGCAAAAAAACUGUCCAGAAUAUCUUAGUUUUUAUUUUUCUACUUGUGACUUAUUUUUUUAUAGCAAUAAUACAAAUAUAGACAUACACAUUAGGUAACCUUUGGGUGAAUGUGUAAAGAAUGAAACUGAUUGUAUCCUAGAGUGGAGCUUACUUUUACACAAUGUCAGUCUGGCACCUUUUGCUACUUUUGCUUUGCAUUUAGUCAUACGUGGUUUCAGAAUUCACUGUUGAACAACGACAAAACAACGCAUCUUUUUAUAGACGGGGUUCCUACGUAGCUACGGAAAUGACGGGUUUAACCGAUUCUAGGUCUUGAUCAAUUUGGAAAACGUACAGUACAUUUUGGCAAAGAAUGGGAGGUAUUCAUUUUUGUGAUGAACGUACAGCUACAGAUUUGCUGUAUUUUUGGGCUUAUAUCACACAUGCUCUGAUACUUGAUGCUGUGAAAACAAUAUGGAGUGCUGAGACAAAAAUGAAAAGGCCAAGUAUUCAUGUAAAUCAUACUGAGCAAAAAAAACAACUGCAAUCUAUAAAUCAAAAUAAAUUAGUCAAAAAUAAA